This is a messenger RNA of Pogonomyrmex barbatus (red harvester ant), 3164 nucleotides long. RefSeq names its product Protein interacting with Ttk69 and Sin3A (gene Pits). The record is from RefSeq and is a predicted model, not a curated record. Lineage: Eukaryota; Metazoa; Arthropoda; Insecta; Hymenoptera; Formicidae. Gene Ontology annotation, molecular function: transcription corepressor activity. Gene Ontology annotation, biological process: regulation of transcription by RNA polymerase II. Gene Ontology annotation, cellular component: nucleus.
UAUUGACAAUUAACUUUAAUAUUACUGAUAUAUUAAUUGAGCGCCUUCUCUCAAAAUCUACAAAUAAUUUGUUGCAAAAAACACCACCUUCAGUCAGAAGACAUCAUCCGGGGUUAUUUAAAUCCUGUUUAGCUCGCAGAUCACGGGGACAAGCGAGAUACAUGCAGAAGAGUCACGUGUAGAGGCUGUAACGCCGAUAGAAAUUAUAUGCCGUAUGUGACACGAUAAAAGCGUGGAGUGACUGAAAGAAGUAAUCGGCCCGCGAUACAUAAAACAUCGGGUAAACGAUCGGCGCGUGUCGAAGGCCAAUGACGAUACGACGCAAUACGGUAAACGUGGCCGUGUCGUGAUGAUAUGUCGCCCGUAGUCGUUGCCCGUAUGCGACUUGCGUGUUAAUCGCCUUCCCUGCGAUUCUUAAGUGGCUCGUCGAGUAAACAUUAUCAAAAUGCAUCGCCUCGUGACAACGCGCGGAUUUACAACCGUCGCGAAUAAGGCCGUCCUUUCGAUAGGAAACGUAGAUGAUGAAAUCGAUCGAAAGCUCGAGAUAAUAAUUGAACGAAUAAUUUGUCUGCAUAGAAACUAAUAUUUUUGCGGUAAAGACAAAUUCCCGACAUUUAAAGUUGCGAAAGUGAAGUGUAGUCCUUUUAGAGUUUCGAGUACGUGAGUAUGUAGAUUCAUCCUAAACGAUAGAGACACAUUGGAUGCCUUCUAUAUUUAAGUUUACAGCGAUUUAAUUGACAUUAGAAUAUUUUUCUAGAAACGGACUGUCUCCGCUUGCGGAGAAGUCAAAGGUCAAAUAUAUUUUAACUUCGUAACGAUUAGGAGGAGUAUUUUAGUUUCCGGAAUUUUCUCGACGAGGCGCGAAGUUCCACCGCGGGUACCGCGGAAAUCUCGAUUCGAGGUCCAUCGAGCGACCUUGAGAAAUACCUUACGCUCCUACGACGUAAUCGAAAGGUGCGCGGAUUCGGAAGGUAACGAUUCGCUUGUAGUCUCGCCUCGUAGCUCACGAUCGUCUCGCCGCCAUUAUCGGCGUCGGGGAGAAAAACGACAUUUAUUUCUGCUCGCCAAUGAAGUCAUUGUGCUAUAAAGGCGAUUAUUAUAAGGAGGGAAACAUUCCGCGCAGAUUGCAAAAAGUGGAGACGUGGGCAAGGACAAUCUCGACACUCGCGAUAAAUCACGGUCGCUCGUCGUGCCGCGCGGCGGUAUCGAUCACUCGCGUUUCACCCUCGAGGGGAAAACCCCUAACAAACUUACCACCAUCGUUCAUCCACUUUCGUGGAUCCAAGAAUUUAUAUUUUAAUAAAGAAAUACGAGUUUAAUGUUAUUAAAAGAAGUCGCGUCAAACAGUAACUGGGAGAACGCCUAUUUAAAUUUGAUUAGGGCAUAUGUUGGGCCAUCCAUACCGUUGGCACCGGCCAACGUUGCGGCCAACGGUGGAGGAUCGCCUCUUCGUCCAAGAACGAGUCCUCCACCGCCGCCGCCGCCGAGCCAGGAAGGCGCCAACGAUAAUUCGCAAUCGAAUCAUCAUCAGAGCUCAACGAAUGGCCCCUCACCGAUGGCCGCCCUAAUGUCAGUCGCUGACAAUCUGACGUCACCCGAACCGGUGCCACAGCCGCCGAACAAUCCCAGUCCCACCAGCAGAAGUCCGCCGACCACGGCCACAAAUGCUCAACAACGCAGUGCUUCUAGAGGCUCUCAACACAGCCCGAACAGUUCAGGCUCAUCGGGUAGGCGGUCCAGUAGUUCAAGGCAAGUCUCAUCGACAACCGUGACGACGUCUUCGGAGGGUGCGGUCGCUCAAGCUGCCGGCGCGGAACCUGUUACAGCGCCGACUCUCAAGUGCACGCUAUGCCAGGAACGCCUAGAGGAUACGCACUUCGUGCAAUGCCCUAGCGUGCCGCAUCACAAGUUCUGCUUCCCGUGCAGUCGGGACAGCAUAAAGAGGCAGGGUGCCGGCUCGGAGGUUUAUUGUCCGAGCGGCGAGAAAUGCCCGCUGGCAAACAGCCAGGUACCGUGGGCCUUCAUGCAAGGCGAGAUCGCCACUAUCCUGGGCGAGGAUACCACGGGCACCGGGCUUAAAGUUAAGAAGGAGAGAGAAACUUAAAGACCCUCUUUCAAUGUCGAAUCAGGGCUCAAUUUUCUGUCUCUCUUUAAAUAGAGGGGCUGUUAUAUGGUUGGAACCAUGAAGGGUUUCACCGAACGCUUUUGGUAACGGUGAUAAAGACUCGUUGGCGACACGCGGGAGAGCCAACGAACGACUUGAGCCAAAGACGUUGUCUGGUGCGAUACGGAUUCUUCUCAUGAAGUGUUGACGUCAAUGAUAAAGGGGGUUGUAGGGGUGAAAACAAAGAAAGAGAGGGUAGAUAGGGUUGGGGGAGGGAAAGUGGACGAGUUGGUUUUAGUAGUUGUGAUCGACGGUUAAUGACGCAUUUAGAUGAUGUGAUCGGUAUCGUUACGGUAUUUUAUCUUUCGCGGCCGGUUCUGAGAAGAAGUCUUUGGCAAAUUGCAUGCUGGCGGUCGAUUGUUCUGCUGCACACAUGUACAUACGGAUUUCGUAGAGAGCGGUUAAUUGACGCGAUGAAGGCAGCGCAUUAUUUUUCGCGGAGCAAGAGGAGCAAAGCGCGCGCGCGACGUUGAAACCGCGACGGCGAUGGUGAUGAUAAUUUGUUGCCCGGUUUGGGUUUGUACUUAGGCUCGAUACGCCUUUUUUCAUUGUCUCUUGUACCGCGAGUUUUGACUCGCGUUCUUUUACACAUUUACAAUACACAAACACGUACAACACGAUACAACACAGGCACGAGCAUUCAUACAAAUAUUCGAGACACACUUCACGCACACUUUGAAACGGAAACAUUGACUUGAUAUCGCGAAACACACGCGACCGCAUUGUAUUUUUAUUUUUUCUUCUUCGCGCGCGUCCAAUACGACGAUUGGAAUCGUGGAUUUAACUAAUGACUAACGCGAGAGACAAAUUUCGUCUCCGCGACUAUCGCCGCCUCCUUUUUCUAUUCUUUCGUUUGUAUACUCUUUCUACCUAUACUCUUCACUCGUUGUAUUGUAUAAUAAACAUAUUAUGGCGGACAAUUUGGACCCAACGCACGGGUUUUCUGUACAUUGUGUAUAUGUGUACAUACUUAUAUUAUUAAUAAAACGUAUGACUAAAA